AUGAUCCAAAGAAAUGGCACCAGAGUGACUGAGUUCAUUCUACUGGGAUUUGCAGUUCGCCAAGAAAUGCAAUACAUCCUCUUCCUUGUCUUACUGGUCAUCUACAUUACAUCUCUAGUAGCUAAUUUUGGUAUGAUUCUCCUCAUCAAAUGUGACACACGCCUUCACACUCCCAUGUAUUUUUUCCUGCAAAACUUGGCUUUUGUUGACCUCUGUUACACAUCUGCUAUCACUCCCAAGAUGUUAGUAAACUUCCUGGUGUCAGAUAAAUCUAUCUCAUUCUCAGGGUGUGUGAUACAAUUCUAUGUUUACGGCACAUUUGUCACAAUUGAAUGUUACCUUCUGGCUGCCAUGGCUGUAGAUCGUUAUGUGGCCAUUUGCAACCCACUCCGUUAUCCAAUAAUCAUGUCCCAGAGGGCAUGCAUCCAAUUGGUCACUGGAUCCUAUGUUAUGGGUUCCCUGAAUGCCACCAUACACACAGGAUUUCUCUUUUCGUUGUCCUUCUGCAAUUCCAACACCAUCAAUCACUUCUUUUGUGAUGGACCCCCAAUCCUGGCCCUUUCCUGUUCUAAUAUUGAUGUCAAUGUUACAUUGAUAUUCAUUUUGGGGGGCUUUAAUAUGCUAAGCACAUUGGUGGUGGUGUUCUUCUCCUACAUUUACAUCCUGGCUGCCAUCUUGAGGAUGUCUUCUGCUGCUGCAGGGAGGCACAAAGCUUUCUCUACUUGUACCUCCCACCUGAUUGCUAUCACCAUUUUCUAUGGGACACUUUCUUACAUGUAUUUGCAGCCUUCUUCCAGUGAGGCACAAGAGAAUGAUAAAGUGGCCUCUGUGUUUUAUGGUAUCAUCAUACCCAUGCUGAACCCCCUAAUCUACAGUCUGAGAAACAAGGAGGUGAAAGAUGCUGCAAAAGUUCUUUUAAAAAGUUGUUCAUGA
Molecule: messenger RNA, 933 nt
Organism: Trichosurus vulpecula (common brushtail)
Lineage: Eukaryota; Metazoa; Chordata; Mammalia; Diprotodontia; Phalangeridae
Product: putative olfactory receptor 5AK3
Exons: 1
Coding region: 1-933 (310 amino acids)
Biological process (GO): G protein-coupled receptor signaling pathway; sensory perception of smell
Cellular component (GO): membrane
Molecular function (GO): G protein-coupled receptor activity; olfactory receptor activity; odorant binding
Source: RefSeq, a predicted model, not a curated record